Molecule: messenger RNA, 558 nt
Organism: Mycotypha africana
Lineage: Eukaryota; Fungi; Mucoromycota; Mucoromycetes; Mucorales; Mycotyphaceae
Product: P-loop containing nucleoside triphosphate hydrolase protein
Exons: 3
Cellular component (GO): cytoplasm
Source: RefSeq, a predicted model, not a curated record
AUCGUCGAGCCUAGUGGACCUUCUUGCUCUGGUAAGACUACUAUUACCCGCAUUUUACGGAAGACCAGUCCAUUCUCAACAGUUAUCUAUCAGGACGACUUUUACAAACGCGAAAGUGAGAUUCCCACUGACAUGGUAACAGGUUUGAAGAAUUGGGACUGCCCAGAAUCCGUCGACUUUGUCAAGUUAUUUGAGACGAUGGAGUAUGUGAAAUGCCAUCACCAACUUCCUAAAGACUACCCAUCUUACGAAGAAAACAAUCGGCAUGAUGGCUCAGAGCUCUUGAGCCCUUGCGUGCUGGAAGAAAUUUAUGAAAUGAGCCGUGCUCUGAAUGCAUGCAAUACUUCUUUAGUGAUUGUCGAUGGAUUCAUGCUAUUUCAUAAGAAAUGGAUAACCGAUGUGUUUGACAUGAAAAUCUGGCUCACAAGCUCGUUUGAAGUGAUGAAAGAACGACGCGAAAGACGACAAGGCUAUGUUACUCAAGAGGGCUAUUGGCAAGAUCCACCGUUCUACUUUGAAAAGAUCGUCUGGCCGGAAUAUAAGCAAUUGUACCAGCAG